CUGGGAUCUGGAUGCAUGGGAUGAUGGGAGGGAGUGGGAGUGAAAGGCGGGUGCGUUCCUGGCAAACACGGUGCUCGGGCCACCUCGCUCUCCUUUUCUCCCUCAGCCUUUUCUAUCAGCUACAUAAACCUCUCUUUCUCAUCUUGUUCUCGAUUUAAUUACCACACCCCACCAACGGGACUUUCCUUCCUUGCCAUGCUCCCCACCACCCUCCUCUCCCUCGCCUCCCUCCUCCCCCUCCUCCCACUCCCCGCCCACGCCGCAACCAACUCCCCGACCUCCCAACGCUCCCACCCCCGCCACAACAGACACCGCCAGCUCGCCGCCAAGCGUGAUGACGGCGUCGUCCUCGGCGGCUUCCAGGAGGUUGGCAACUCUGGUAUCAGUGCCCAGAUGCUUUUCUUGGGUACAGAGUCUACCGCCUACAUCCUCGACAAAUCCGAAAACAACUCAAUGACCGUCACCGACGACGGCGGCGUCACCCAUCCCGCUUGGGGUGUGUCUUACGACUUGACAACCGAGACAGCGACUGCCAUGCAAGUCAACUCCAACACUUUCUGCGCAGCUGGCCUAUCACUAGCCACUGGAGAAUGGGCAGUGUUUGGCGGUAACCAGGCAGUCACGUAUGAAGGUGUGGCCUUGGCAGACUCUCCAUCCGGUACUGCCGACCCCUACAAGGAUGCAUCUGGAGGUGCUGCUAUCCGACUGAUCACACCAUGCGACGAUGGAUCAUGCAAGUGGCAAGAGGGCGGAGACGAUCUCACAAUGACGGGCAAUCGCUGGUACCCUUCAGUUGAAAACCUCGGCGAUGGGUCCCUCAUUGUUAUUGGCGGAGAUGGUAACGGAGGUUACGUGUCGACCCAAAAACAAAACAACCCCACCUACGAAUUCUACCCCAAGACCGACAACCAGUCUCACUACAUGGACUUUCUCAACUAUACUGUCCCCGUCAACCUUUUCCCUCUCACAUGGCUCUUGCCCGGUGGUAAACUCUUCAUGCAGGCUGCCUACAAGACCAUCUUGUACGACAUUGACGCCAAGGAGGAGACUCCUCUUCCCGACAUGCCUUAUUCCGUUCGAGUUUACCCCGCCUCCGCCGCCAACGCCAUGCUGCCUUUGACCCCUGCCAACAACUAUUCUGCCACAAUCCUCUUCUGUGGAGGUUCUGCCGCCGAUUUCAACCAAUCCAGCGAUGGUGGUGCCCAGUUCAACGUUACUGCUGUCAAGGCCGAUGACUCUUGUGUCAGGAUCAGCCCCGAGGACGACGACCCUCAGUACGAGGAUGACGACUCUAUGUUUGAGGGCAGGUCCAUGGGACAGUUCGUCUACUUGCCUGACGGUACCAUGUGGAUGGGUAAUGGUGUUGGUAUGGGUACUGCGGGCUACGGUGACGAUGGUUACUCUAUCGGCCAGUCUUAUGGUCAAGAGCCUCUCUACACCCCUGCCAUCUACGACCCCUCUGCCCCCCAGGGUAGCCGAUGGAACCGUGACAACAUUGGAACUUCCAACCAGGAGCGAAUGUACCACUCCUCUGCCAUCCUCCUCCCCGACUCUUCCCUCAUGGUCUCUGGCUCCAAUCCCAACAAGGACGUCACCUUUGACCCUUGGCCCACGUCCUACUCUGUCGAGAGGUGGUACCCCUUCUGGUACAACGAGCAGCGACCCGAGCCCUCCACCUGGCCCACUUCGUUGACCUAUGGCGGCGACUACUUUAACGUCACUUACACUCCCACCAACUCUUCUUCCAAUGCCGACAACACCAAGGUCGUCGUCAUCCGAGGCGGUUUUUCUACCCACGCCAUGAACUUUGGCCAAAGGUUCCUCGAGCUCAACUCUACCUACACUAAGGAUGAGUCUUCGGGAGAGGUCACCAUCCACGCCAGCCAGAUGCCUCCCAACGCCAACAUCUUCCCCCCCGGUCCUGCCAUGAUCUUCCUUGUCGUUGACGGUGUUCCUUCUACCGGCAAGGUGCGUUACUCUCUACUCUAAUCAUACUGCUGCUGACUCUAUUACAGUUCAUCAUGAUCGGCUCCGGUGCCAUCGAGACCCAGCCCAUCUCUGACGUCGCCGUUCUCCCCGCGACCUCUACUAUCACCGCGGCUUCUUCUUCUGCUUCGUCCGACGCCACCGGUACCGCCUCUUCCGACUCUUCAGCCAACACUGCCAUCUCCAACAGCACCAGCAACAACAGCUCUUCAUCCUCAUCUUCCGCCGCGCCAGCUGGUCUGCGCGCCGUUAGCUUUGGAUGGGUGGGUGCGGCUGUGUUUGCUGGCCUGUGCUUGCUACUAUGAGACGGUCAAUUUCUGUUUGACCUUUUUCAAUUUGAUUUCUAGAUGGGACAAUUUUCCUUUUUUUCUUGUUGUGUGCAUUUCGACCCUCUCCACAAAACACGACCAACACGGGUUUCGUGUCUCCCGCCUCUUGUUCAAUCGGACCUACCCAUGGGUACGCUUCGAAACAAAUCUAUACGCUCUUUUUGUCCCCUCUUACACCUUUUACUACUACUCAUUCUAUUACUGCCCGUCCAAUCCUAUCAAUAGCAUCUACCCCGCCCCUCUUCUUCACUACCCACACGUACCACUUCGUACACUUUUGUAAAACUGUAUAUAACGACUGUCGAUGAGGUUAAUUGAUGAUAUGCAUCCCUAGCAUUGUUUUAA
Messenger RNA from Cryptococcus amylolentus CBS 6039, 2660 nucleotides. RefSeq lists its product as hypothetical. The record is from RefSeq and is a predicted model, not a curated record. The coding region runs from base 196 to 1989 and encodes 597 amino acids. Lineage: Eukaryota; Fungi; Basidiomycota; Tremellomycetes; Tremellales; Cryptococcaceae. The transcript has 7 exons.